Molecule: messenger RNA, 1759 nt
Organism: Argentina anserina (silverweed cinquefoil)
Lineage: Eukaryota; Viridiplantae; Streptophyta; Magnoliopsida; Rosales; Rosaceae
Product: 3-ketoacyl-CoA synthase 11-like
Exons: 1
Coding region: 36-1574 (512 amino acids)
Biological process (GO): fatty acid biosynthetic process
Cellular component (GO): membrane
Molecular function (GO): acyltransferase activity, transferring groups other than amino-acyl groups
Source: RefSeq, a predicted model, not a curated record
UCCAUAUAUCAAAUUCAGCUUUGAUCCAUUUGACAAUGUCAGGGUCCAAUCUGAAAGUUCCUUUAAUAUCUCCAUCACUAUCAUCACCAAAGCUCCCUGAUUUCAAACAAUCUGUGAAAUUGAAGUAUGUAAAGCUUGGCUACCAUUACCUCAUCACUCAUGGAAUGUACUUAUUCCUAACCCCUCUUUUUGUUCUCACUGCUGCACAACUCUCUACAUUCUCACUCCAAGACCUCCAUGACCUUCGGGAUCAUUUGAGGUUCAAUCUCAUAUCUGUUGUCCUUUGCUCAACUCUCUUUGUCUUCCUGUCCACCCUCUACUUCCUCACUCGUCCCCGCCCUGUUUACCUUGUUGAUUUCUCAUGUUACAAGCCCGAAGAUGCUCGAAAAACCACUAGGCAGAUGUUCAUGAAGUGCUCGCAUUCGAUAGGGACAUUCACUGGUGAGAAUCUUGAGUUUCAGCGCAAAAUUCUUGAGAGGUCAGGUCUUGGGGAGUGUACAUAUCUCCCUGAAGCUGUUAUAAGGGUGCCUCCUAAUCCAUGUAUGGCAGAGGCAAGAAAAGAAGCUGAGAUGGUAAUGUAUGGUGCCAUUGAUCAGCUGUUUGAGAAAACUUUAAUUAAACCGAAGGACAUUGGUAUUUUGAUUGUAAAUUGUAGCUUGUUCAAUCCAACACCGUCUUUGUCAGCUAUGGUGAUCAAUCAUUAUAAGCUAAGAGGGAAUAUUAUUAGUUACAAUCUCGGUGGGAUGGGAUGCAGUGCUGGUUUGAUCUCGAUUAAUCUUGCAAAAGACCUUCUUCAAGUCCACCCGAAUACCUAUGCGUUGGUGAUUAGUAUGGAGAACAUCACUUUGAAUUGGUAUUUUGGCAAUGACAGAUCAAUGCUUGUGUCAAACUGCUUGUUUAGAAUGGGGGGAGCUGCAAUGUUGCUUUCGAACAAUAGGUCUGAUAGGCGUCGAUCCAAGUACCAGUUAGUCCAUACUGUUAGAACACACAAAGGUGCUGAUGACAAGUGCUUCUCUUGUGUUACUCAAAAAGAGGACCCUGCAGGGAAAAUCGGAGUUUCUUUAUCGAAAGAUCUUAUGGCAGUUGCUGGGGAUGCUUUGAAGACCAGCAUUACAACUUUGGGUCCUCUAGUGUUACCUAUGUCUGAACAGUUGCUAUUCUUUGCUACACUAGUUGGGAGAAAGCUUUUCAAGAUGAGGAUAAAGCCUUACAUCCCGGAUUUCAAAUUGGCUUUUGAACAUUUCUGCAUACAUGCUGGAGGAAGAGCUGUGCUGGAUGAAUUGGAGAAGAACUUGCAGCUUUCGGACAGACAUAUGGAGCCUUCAAGAAUGACCCUUUACAGAUUUGGCAACACUUCAAGCAGCUCACUUUGGUAUGAACUGGCUUAUAUAGAAGCCAAGGGGAGGAUGAAGAAUGGUGACAGAACAUGGCAGAUAGCAUUCGGGUCUGGCUUCAAGUGUAACAGCGUGGUUUGGAAGGCUUUGAGGACUGUGAAUCCAGUAAAGGAGAAGAACCCCUGGAUGGAUGAGAUUGACAUGUUCCCUGUCGAUGUUCCAAAGGUCUCAGCCCUUUAAACUCCCAAUGGUUCCACAUUUCGUUUAGGUGUGUGAGGGAUAGCUGGCUUUCUCUUUUAGUCAUAUAACUUUGAUCUUGAUUGUGCUUCUGUAGUGUGAGAAUGAUUUAGGCUGCUCUUUCCUGGGUGAUCCAUGAUUCACAAUCAGUCCUUGGUAAUGUUCAUAAAUGAUUGAUAGUUCUUGGA